AUGUUUCCCUCAAUUACUAUCCAUCGUCAUCUGGACAGCCUCAGGAUACGAGAAUCAAAGCUAACUAUUUAUAAGAACGCUGACAAAGCGAUAAUUGGCCAUAGAAACCUCAGUAUAUACCAACCUAUGGCCAAGAUAUGGCCAAGAAUUCUUAGAGGUAAGAUCCAGUCAUACCUGCAAGCACCUCUGAUGGAGCACGAUCGUCAAAGUGACGAGAUCUGCGAAGGCUUGCCAAAUGGUACGAGCAAACGACCAGCAUUCUCCAUGUGUAAAGAAGGAACCCUUGUGAUUUUGCAUGGUGGAGCCAUUACAAACAUGGAAGGAGACGACCGGUACCCGGUGAAUUUCGAAAAAGCUGUACGGGUUUUUCUAGAUGUGACGAGUGCGGCUUCACGACGAUAUGACAAUUUGGGAUUGGACGUCUCAUUGUACAAAAGGUCAACUGGAUGGUUCGGUUGUGGAUGGAUGUUUCUACCGAGUUUCGGAAUGCUGAACAAUUACGAUCUCUGCCAAGAUAAUCCAUCAUGUCCAUUGUCACCGGGACGUCAAGUGCUUGAAUUCACUUUGGAUCCAUCUCGACUUUUCACUCGACUCUUCCGAAUGAUUCACUAUGAUAUGGUAAGCUUAUAUUUUCUCUUUCAUAACACUAUUUGGCUAGAGGCGGAGUCAUUUCUGGACGUCACUGGUGGAAGAGUGUUGUGA
Messenger RNA from Ostertagia ostertagi, 702 nucleotides. The record is from the annotation of a GenBank genome assembly. NCBI's taxonomy places the organism in Eukaryota, Metazoa, Nematoda, Chromadorea, Rhabditida, Trichostrongylidae.